Acipenser ruthenus (sterlet) is the source of this 1311-nucleotide messenger RNA. Its product is annotated as S-modulin-like. The record is from RefSeq and is a predicted model, not a curated record. Lineage: Eukaryota; Metazoa; Chordata; Actinopteri; Acipenseriformes; Acipenseridae. Gene Ontology annotation, molecular function: calcium ion binding. The transcript is spliced from 3 exons. Bases 307 to 915 code for a protein of 202 amino acids.
AUCUCCUGGCAAACACUUGUGAGAAAAUGUUGAGAAAUCCCUAGUUGAUUUAAUUUCAAAGUCAGCAACAACAUGGGACACAGCAAAGGUAAUGUAAAGAAUUUCUUGUAAACACAAAAGAACAAAAAAAACUGUAAAAAGAAAAGCCAGCCUCCGAAUGACACCUUUAUCCUCCUAAUCCGGGAAAAGCCUAUCUGGAUUUAAAUCUAGCAGUCAACGUGUACUAUUCAGCAGUUUGUAGAGUCGGAGAAGUAAAUGACACAAGCACAUUGCGGCUUUGGUUGUCUUACAUUAUAGUGUCUUGAAAUGGGAAACAGCAAAAGCGGCAUCCUUUCUAAGGAGCUCCUCGAAGACCUCAAACUCAACACCAGGUACAGUGAAGAAGAGCUCAGUGCUUGGUACCAGUCUUUCCAGAAGGAAUGCCCAAGUGGGAGAAUCACCAUUGAGCAGUUUCAGAGCAUUUAUGCAAGUUUCUUCCCAGAUGCAGACCCCAAAGCUUACGCACAGCAUGUCUUCAGAAGCUUUGACACCAACAAUGAUGGCACUUUGGACUUUAAAGAAUACAUCAUUGCUUUGCAUCUAACCUCCUCUGGGAAAACUAUUCAGAAAUUCGAGUGGGCAUUUUCUCUCUAUGAUGUUGAUGGCAAUGGGACCAUCAACAAGACUGAAGUCCUGGAAAUCGUCAAGGCCAUAUUUACAAUGAUAAACGCAGAUGACCAAGAAGAUCUUCCAGAAGAUGAGAAUACACCAGAAAAGAGGACUGAUAAAAUCUGGGAUUACUUUGGCAAGAAGGACAAUGAUAAACUAACAGAAGGAGAAUUUAUCCAGGGAAUCACAGAGAACAAAGAGAUCCUCAGAUUGAUACAGUAUGAACCCCAGAAAGUCAAAGACAGACUAAAGGAGAAGAAACAGUAGCUCUUGCAGAAGACCAACAUUUUUCAAACUAAAGACUGUUGUAAGCAGCACUGUUUACAUCUUAUGCCCACAUCUUUGCACCAAUAAUAGUAUAUUGAAUUACCUUUUAAAAACGUUUUCAAAAAGUAUAUCCUAACUUACCAUUUCAGCAAUGGUGUAAAUAGCUCCUUACGUUGUCUGUAAUUAGACUUUUGUUAAUAAUCCUUGGGUUACAACUAAAUCCUCUUAAAUCCUGAAGGUCGUUUUAGUAGAAUCCCUUCUCUGAGCUGUAGGAUGGUAGCAUUACUAUUGUGCUUGUAAGUGUUUUAGUGAGGUUAUCUUUAUUUGAGGCUUGUUACUCAAUAAAUCAACCUGUUUUUGUUAUGAAAUAAAGUCCUUUGUCAUGAAAAAGUGAAA